AUGAUAUCCACCUUACUUUGGAUUCGGAAAGGGGUUGCUGCCGAACUACCUGAAAAAUACGAACUCGAUGACAAAGAAUACGAGCGGAUCAGUGAAUUUUCAGCAUUGCAGUUAGAAGAAAAAUCCGAUUCAACCAUUAAAAAUGAAACAAAAAUGGAAACUGAAGGUGGAGAUUCAGAUCCAGAACUAGCAGAGUAUAAUUUGGAUCAGUAUGAUGACGAUAAAGAAACUAAUGGAGAAAAGAUUUCUAUUUUCGGAAAUAUAAAAGGUCUAACUUAUUACACUUCAAAUGAAGAGGAUCCAUAUAUCACCCUUAAUGAUGAGGAUGAUGAGACUGAUGAUAUUAAGAUUCUUGCCAUUGACAAUGUCUUGGUGGCAGCGAAAACUGAAGAUGAUAUUUCGCAACUGGAAAUAUACGUAUAUGAAGAAUCUGAGGAUAACCUCUAUGUACAUCAUGAUAUAUUGCUGCCAUCAUUUCCUUUGUGUCUCGAAUGGCUAGAUUUUCGAUUGGGUAAGAAAUCUGGAAUGGAAGGGGGUGGAAACUACGUCGCUGUAGGGACAUUUGAUCCAGAAAUUGAGAUUUGGGAUUUGGAUACGGUGGAUUUGAUGUAUCCCGAUGCAAUAUUAGGAAGGCGCAAGGAAGAAAAAAAAAAGCGAAAAGAUUCUGAAAAACCUAAUGCAAAAUAUCAUACAGAUUCGGUCAUGUCAUUAUCAUGGAACAAACACCACAGAAAUCUAUUAGCAAGUUCCUCGGCUGACACUACGGUAAAACUGUGGGAUCUCCAAUCGUUGAAAUGCGCAUAUUCAUUUAAUCAUCACAAAGACAAAGUUCAACAGGUGGCAUGGCACAACGUCGAGUCAACUGUAUUACUGACCGCAUCUUUUGACAAAACCGUGGCGGCUUUUGACAGCCGCGCACCGGAUAACGUUGCAUAUUGGAAUUUGGGAAGCGCUGAUCCAGAAUGUAUACGUUGGGAUCCGUUUGCGCCUCAUUACUUCUACGUCAGCACGGAAGCAGGCUUGGUUUUAUAUUUUGAUGUACGGAACCCCGGUCAAAACACUCCAAUUUUUACAUUGCACGCUCACGACUCGGCUGUGACAUCUCUAGACAUUAAUCCAUUGAUUCAAGGGUGCGUGGUUACUGGAUCGACGGAUAAAAUGAUUAAAGUGUGGGAUGUCAAAGACAUGAAACCAAAAAUGGUCACAAGUCGAGAUUUGGGCUUAGGAAAAAUAUUUUCCACCCAAUUUUGUCCAGACUCACCUUUUCAAUUGGCUGCGGCAGGUUCAGAAGGAAAGGUAUUUAUUUGGGAUUUGUCUAGCAAUGCGGGAAUAAGAAAUUCGUUCAAUGGAAGGACAAACGUACCAAUAAGAAACGAUAAUUCAAAUAAAAUUGUGAUUGCUCCACAAGAUGACAAUAGUGAACAAGAAGAAGACAGUGGUGAUAGUGAGGAUUGGGAAGAUAUGGAAGAUGAUAGUGGUGAUGACGUAUAA
Molecule: messenger RNA, 1491 nt
Organism: Acaulospora morrowiae
Lineage: Eukaryota; Fungi; Glomeromycota; Glomeromycetes; Diversisporales; Acaulosporaceae
Source: the annotation of a GenBank genome assembly